Messenger RNA from Aureobasidium uvarum, 2235 nucleotides. Lineage: Eukaryota; Fungi; Ascomycota; Dothideomycetes; Dothideales; Saccotheciaceae. The record is from the annotation of a GenBank genome assembly.
AUGGAAGAAGGUGCAACCGCCGGAUGGCGUGCCUCUCAGGGACACCUCCAUCACCGCGACGUCGACCAACAUUUGGGAACUUUCCAAUUGCAGACUCUUGCCGACCAACAGAGCCUUGUCGGGCCCUCCCGCGCUCCUGGGAACAGUGCGCGCUCGACCAAAGAGAGACCUUGCGAUGCAUGUCGCAGACGCAAGACGAGAUGUGUCAAGGAGACCGGCGAGGACAAGUGUGUCUUGUGCAAGUUCCACAGCCAGGAGUGCUCCUACUUGCACGAGCCAGUCGCCAGGACCAGAAAACGAAAGGCCCAGCCAAGUGAGGAGACUGAUAGAGGGUUCACAGAUGAUGCCAACCGCGUUAUACGGACCAACGUGGGAACCGGCGUCGAAGAGUACGACGAACUUCCUGGAGAAAGCUUGCUGAAGAAGACGCUUGGUCUCCAGAACAAGCAUCAUGCUCUUUUCGUCGGCUUGACUGAACCAUUCUCCUUUCCUCGCUUCUCGCUCACAUUAGGGAGUUCCCAAAAAUAUACCCAGGGUGGAAUUGUCAUGAUCCGCAAAGUCGAUGAUUUUAACGCCUUCACAAUUCGUGAAGACCACGGCACUAUCGGUUACGAUACCGAACAAACUCGAGUAGAUGCCAUUCAGCAGUUGGUCGAGCCCUAUGGACAGGCUCUUAUCGAUCUGUACUUCCGCAUAAUCCACCCAUCAUUCCCCAUCCUCCACAAAGGCGUAUUCCUCGAGAAGCACGCACGUUCCUAUCGCGAGUUUUCUCCCGCCCUUCUGGCGGCCGUCUACCUUCUUACUACCAACUACUGGAGAUGCUCGCCAAUCCUAGCGACCAAGCCCAAGCCAGAUGCCAAGCGGCUAUACGAACUGGCAAUAGAGUCUUACGACCUUACAAUCUAUCGUCCAAAGCUCUCGUCGGUCCAGGCCGGUUUACUGCUUGCACAAUACGAAUACUUUGAUUCUGAUGUUAUGAGUUGUGGCUCCAGAGGCAAGCUCACGGCGCAGCUGGUCGCAAUGUCGCAUACCAUGGGCCUCCAUCUAGAUUGCUCAAGAUGGGAUCUGCCCGCCUGGGAAAUCAGCUUACGUUGUCGUCUUGCCUGGGCCAUCUAUGUUCAGGACAAAUGGGUAGCUCUUAUCGAAGGUCGACCAGCUUUAAUUUCAGACUCUGACUGGCUCGUACCAUUCUUACAGCACAAGGACUUCCCAGAACACGAAGAGCAUAACGAGGAAGGAAGCUCGGAAGUUGAGAAAAGCCGCAUCAUCUUCAUCCAAAUGAUUGAUCUGACACGAAUACUCUCUGAUGUUCUAGGAGCCAUUUUCAGUUUGCGCUCGCAUCACACUAUACAGAUAUCGGCAGAUCCAGUUGGAACUCUAUUGAGCAGAGUGCAACCUUUGCAGCGUCGGCUCAGCGAUUGGUUUGAUUCGUCUAUGGAGGUUCUGUGUCUGGAAAGAGCCUCGACCAUGCGAUUGACUUGUAUAGGUAAGUUUCGUCAAUUCCCCUGUACUCAAGCACUCGUCUCUGACCAUGUUCANGGAUACCUGAGACUUGCUUAUCUUGCUGUCGAGGUCAGCCUGCAUCGACGUAUCAUAUGCCAAGUCAUGUCUUCCGCGUCAGACCCGAACACGGCUACGGCCUGCCGUAUAGCCGCCAAGCAAAGAUGGCUAUCUGCACUCGAGUUCGUGGAUAGUCUAAAAGCACGCCACCUCAAAUCGUUCUGGUAUUUCAGUUCGACUGCCUGCUUGACGUUGCUCAUCUCUUUCGGCAACGUACUUGUUGGCUCGGCUUUCGACUCAUCUGAAGAACAAUUCUAUCUCGACAAGCUUAAGGAAUUCCGAUGGACCUUGAAGAUCAACGGCGAAAUGGGUGCGAAGUUCAUGAAUGCAGCCAUCGGAUCGAUGAUUCUCGAUCCCAGGGAGAUUCGCAAACCCGAGCCUCCUGUCACCAGCUCCGUCCCCAGUCCUGGGUCGAGGUCCGAGUCAAAUUUCGGCAUCUCUUCACAAAACGCAUUCGGAAACAUGGCCAUACAACCCAGUGAAGCCUCUAUGGGAUCCUCUGGUGUUGGUCCAGGCUGGGUUAAUCCAAGUACAUACGCUAAUCCACCAGUGUUCGCUGGAUUCAACUCCGGUAUGCCCGUGCAAGUACCUUUCAUGUCUGGUUAUACUUGGGCACCGCCUACCUUCGAGAAUGAUCAGCCGGCGCAUAACUACCUUGACCACAUGCCUGGCUGA